AUGACAGACUUCGGAGAAAUUCUAAAAACAGUUGGUGAUUUUGGGAGAUUUCAAAAACGUUUGCUGCUGCUAAUUUCUCUGGUGAGUCUUAGCAUUGCGUUCCACAUGUUCGGCCAACUGUUCAUGGUUAUGCAUGUGCCUCAUCACUGUGAUACAAGCUGGAUCCAUGAAAUUAGUCCAAACCUGACCAAACAGCAGCAGCUGAACCUAACCAUUCCUAGGAACACACCUGGAUCUUACAAGGAAUGCCUCAUGUACACUCCUGUGGAUCAGGAUAUUGACUCCAUCCUAGAAUACGGGCUUAACUCCACCGAGAAGUGCCACAAGGGCUGGGUCUAUCCUUCAGAGCAAGAACAAACGUUGGUAACUCAGUUUGACCUGGUAUGUGACCGAAAAGAGCUAAAUGACAUCUCCCAAUCCAUUUACAGGCUGGGACUUCUCCUUGGAGAUGUGAUCUCCGGUUCGUUAAGUGACAGGAUAGGACGGUGUCCGGUUACGGUGCUUUCCAUGCUUAUGAUGGGGGCAUUUGGUGUUGGAGCAGCCUUUGCACCGAAUUUCUAUGUCUACAUGGCUCUGAGAUGUCUUGUGGGUUUUGCUGUGUCUGGUUUCAUUAUAAGCACAGUGACCUUAGGCACUGAAUGGGUUGGAGUCUCCUACCGGACACAUCCAGUAGCUAUCCCGCUUUGCUGCUUUUCCAUUGGACAGAUGGUUUUGGCUGGCUUAGCUUAUGGGGUUCGCAACUGGAAGCUGUUGCAGAUUGCUGGAUCUGCCCCAAUGCUUGGUCUUCUCUUUUACAUAUGGGUCCUUCCCGAAUCUGCUCGCUGGCUUGUGAUGAAAGGGAAGAUAGAGGAAGCCAAAAAGCUGCUUCAAAAGGCAGCAUCUGUAAAUAAGCAAAGCAUCCCACCAGAACUGCUGGAUCAGAUGACACCUGAAAAAAAGAGCAAAUCUGGAAAUAUCCUGGAUCUCUUCAGGAAGCCGCGCUUGAGGAAAACGACUUUAAUUAUGUGUUAUGCCUGGCAGACUGGUGUGGGGUUGUGUUCAAUGUCAUCCAGUGUGGGUGGCAGCAUCUCCCCUCUGGUUGGUCUCUUGGACAAGUACCAUCCCGCUAUUUCCAUGGUGAUAUUUGGAAGCACUCCAGUGACUGCAGGAAUCCUCUGCUUCCUGCUUCCAGAGAUGUGUGGCAAAGAGCUUCAGGAUUACACAGAGGCAGCUGUGGCUAGCCAGCGGGCCUGUGAAAAUGUCAACGAUAGCUAUGAAAUUGGAGACUUGAAACUAAAAGAAGACAGCCAAAAGGUUUGGACCCAGGAGCAUGCACUUCUAGUUAAGCCAGCCAUAAGACGCUGAGGAACAAGGACUGCAAGCCGUCGGUGGAUUCAGCUUGGGUUCUUCAUUUGCACUAACUCCCCAAGUAGACCAGCCCCCUGCCAGCUCUUCUUCUCCUCUGUCUGAUCUGCCUUCCCUAAGCUCCCUCUUAGUGCUUCCCAGUAAGUACUGCAGUUAGUCACUCCUGCUCUGGUCAGUGAGUGUUCGAUAUAACAGCCUGGCUGGGAGAAAACUGGAGCUAUGAAUUUAAGAUACAAAUCUGAAA
Molecule: messenger RNA, 1588 nt
Organism: Mauremys reevesii (Reeves's turtle)
Lineage: Eukaryota; Metazoa; Chordata; Testudines; Geoemydidae
Product: solute carrier family 22 member 13-like
Exons: 8
Coding region: 1-1344 (447 amino acids)
Biological process (GO): transmembrane transport
Cellular component (GO): membrane
Molecular function (GO): transmembrane transporter activity
Source: RefSeq, a predicted model, not a curated record